This is a messenger RNA of Chara braunii, 1641 nucleotides long. Lineage: Eukaryota; Viridiplantae; Streptophyta; Charophyceae; Charales; Characeae. The record is from the annotation of a GenBank genome assembly.
CGCGGCUAGGUGGAUUUUUCACCGUCGCCGAUAUUAGGUGGAUGAGAACGAAAACAUCAUCCCUCCGAGCUCUCUUGGCGCAGAGAGAGGGAGAGAGAGGGAGGGGGGCAGGUCUCUCAAUCGCCGUUGCGUGGCACUGCUCCGCUUAGCGUGUAUGCUCUGGAAGCAUCGACAACGGAUUUAUACUCGCCGUUCCUUCUUCUCUUCCUCCUCCUCCUCCUCUUCCGUGUCCUUCCUCCUCCAUCCUCCCGUUAUUGUCAGGUCUACGCUAGAUGUGACGCGAUUCGGGAAAUCACCUGUGUUUGUUCUCUCUUCUUCACGGCAUUUCUCAUCGCCCUUUAAGUGACAGCCGUGUUGCCACGUGUCGCGCCCACGAAGCCACCACCGUCCUUCUGAAUCUUCUUCAUCACCGGUGGAUGAAGUCUCUAUUGCAGAAGAGGGGAGUCGGGGUAGACAAGAAGAAGAUGAAGUGGUACGUCUUCUGUUUCCUCUUCACUAUUUCCAUCGCAGUGACAGGGGUGACACUUGCUCAGGCUGUAGAGGAGGACCGUUGCUACCGGGAGGAGGAUUGCGGAAUUAACGAGAAGUGCAACCGACAAGGCCAAUGUCAGUAUGACAAGUGCAGGAGAUCCCCAUGUGUAGCUGGUGUAAAUUGCCGCUACCAUGACGACUGCAGACGGCUCUAUGGUACCUCACACAAGUGCUGCAAUUGGAGAUGCGUGAAAGCAAAGUGCUGCACGCACAGGGACUGCAGAGGUCUGCAGAGAAUCUGCUGCCUUGGGAAAUGCAGGGUGGGUUGUUGCACCAAUAAAGAUUGUCUUGGUCUGAAUGGAGGGGUAGAGGGGUGCAGGAACAGGAUUUGUCAAAAAUCGUGAGCUGGAGAAUGUGGCAGUGUGUGAAUCCCCAAGCUAUGGAGGCAACCUGAAGACUCACCCUGCCAUUCUAUAUGCACUGUUCAGCCAGAUGUCUUCAUUUUGAGCGUCCAGGUUGUAGACAAACAAGACUUUUAUUAUGAAAAUCACAAUGCGGACUUUUUUUGGAGGGGUGGGGAGGGGGACAAUGUGCUCUAAUCUAUUCGUGGGGAGCAGCAUGUGUUGGGAACCGGGCCCAGCGUCCCAUAUGAAGCUUAAACAAAACAUAUAAGGUAUUGGUGCCUUUACUCGGCUUCGGCUGAGAAUCCAUAGGAAAGUUCAUGAAUUUUGAGAAAUCUUGAACAACUACCUAGCCUAUUCAACAGCAGACUCCUGUAUUAGACUAAGAUUUCAGAGGGGCUAUGAGGAAACCUUGUUUUGGAAUCAUCUCACUACUGCGGAAUUGAUUUUCACUUGUGUUGGUUGUCUGGUUCGGAUGUGCUAUAUGCAUCUGGUUAUGAAGUUUGUCCUGUCGUUUAUUUUUUCCGUUUGUUUUCAUGUUGAAGAACUAUUUGCUUGCAUGUGGUUUCUGAUAUUGUCAAUGUCCUCGAAGAUUUUUCCCCUCUUUUUGGCAUGGAGAACAAUAAUAUAAUUAUUAACUAGGCGCCCUCAGUGCAAGUGGUGCGGGCUUAAUAAGAAAUGUAGUGGGUGACCUCACACUGACCGCUCACAUAAACUCAAAUAAACUUAAAAAAUAAAAAAAUAAAAACAAUCAAAGGUUAAUAAAGAA